Nelumbo nucifera (sacred lotus) is the source of this 2031-nucleotide messenger RNA. Lineage: Eukaryota; Viridiplantae; Streptophyta; Magnoliopsida; Proteales; Nelumbonaceae. The record is from RefSeq and is a predicted model, not a curated record.
AGCAUUAUUUUCCGGCCCGAAAGAUCUUGGGGUCUUACUAGAGUAGUUAAUUAAGGUAAAGCAACCAAUACCGACACUCUUAUUAUGCAUUCAGCGCCUCCUCCUCCUCACGUGGUAUGAUGGUAUCUAAUGAUUCUUCCUCUCCAAGUCUCCAUUUCUUUCUUUCAUCCUACACUGCCUUUGAUCCCUCCUCUCUAACUUAAAUCUAAACAGCAGCCGUCCGAUUAGAUCUAUCCACACUCCCAAUUCCCAACCAACAUCUAUCAUCACAUCAUCAUCAAUCGUCAGCUCUGCACUUUCUCCUUCACCCACUCUGCCAUUUCCAGAUCUGUACUUCCUCUUUCUGUCUCUCUAUUCUCUCUGCUCUGCGGCAAAGAGGUGAGAGAGAGAGAGAUUAGAGAAGCCAUAUUGUUUCCACUUUUGCCGUUGUGAAGCCGGUGCCAGAGGCCAUGGUUGAAGCACAAACAUGGACGACGAGGCGGAUGAGCAACCCGAGACUAGAGUCCGAGCAGGUGCUCGACAUUCCGGCGACCCCAACCGGCGACGUACGGAACCAGAACAGCGGCAUUGGGAGUUCGUUGUCUCCUAACCUAUUGACGGCCCUGAUCAUCGCAUCAUGGUACUUCUCCAACAUCGGAGUCCUCCUCCUCAAUAAGUACCUGCUAAGUUACUACGGUUAUCGUUACCCCAUCUUCCUUACCAUGAUCCACAUGCUAUCCUGCGCCGCCUACAGCUUCAUCGCCAUCCACUGGUUGGAGCUCGUCCCCUUCCAGCACAUCGUCUCUCGUCGUCAGUUCCUCAAGAUCGCUGCUCUCAGUGCAAUCUUCUGCUUCUCCGUCGUCUGCGGAAACACUUCUCUUCGUUACCUUCCCGUCUCCUUCAACCAAGCUAUCGGCGCCACCACCCCUUUCUUUACUGCCGUUUUUGCUUUCAUCAUUACCUGUAAGAAGGAAUCGGCGGAAGUCUACCUUGCUCUGUUGCCCGUCGUUUUCGGUAUCGUUUUGGCUAGCAAUAGCGAACCAUUGUUCCAUCUGUUCGGCUUCUUGAUCUGUGUGGGAUCAACCGCCGGCCGAGCUUUGAAAUCGGUGGUUCAGGGGAUACUUUUGACAUCGGAGGCGGAGAAGCUUCAUUCCAUGAAUUUGCUUCUGUACAUGGCUCCUAUGGCUGCUUUGAUUUUGCUCCCGUUUACCCUUUACAUCGAGGGCAAUGUAACGGUGGUUACUCUAGAGAAGGCUAGACAUGAUUCUUUUAUUAUAUUCCUUCUUUUGGGGAAUGCCACUGUCGCCUAUUUGGUGAAUUUGACAAAUUUCUUGGUCACGAAGCAUACCAGUGCAUUGACGCUUCAGGUGCUAGGGAAUGCGAAAGCUGCCGUCGCGGCCGUUGUUUCAGUGUUGAUCUUUAGAAAUCCGGUGACGGUAAUGGGGAUGACGGGAUUUGCCGUCACAAUUAUGGGGGUUGUGCUUUACAGCGAAGCAAAGAAGAGAUCCAAAGCUACAGCUCAUUAAAUUUAUCCAUUACUAGCCAGGUAUGCCGGAGGCGCUUUUCCCCAUCUUGUGCUUUAUGGCUUUUUCCCUUUGUCCUUCAAAUUCAUCAAUUACAGACCACAGCUAAAAAGACAGAGAAAGAUCGAACCGAAUCUAAUCGAAUCGACUGUAUAGGGUGAACAGUGGAGUAAAGAAAAGCGAUCUCUUCCAUUUCCUUAUUUUUCCUUUAUUCUCUGAUCCUGAUGGGGGUGGUGAGAAUUGAACAAAGAAAUUCUCUUUUCCACUCGCUUCUAUAUGUAAUUCUUACAUGUUGGUUCUUGCGGCAAGAACACAGAUGAUUGAUUGGGAUUCUUUUGGGUGUUCUGUAGCCUUGUGGCAGGGAGAAGUAAAUGCUAAGCAAUAUCUUCUCCCAGUUCAUCAAACUUGAGAGCACCCUUCCCUCCUGUUGUUUGAACUCUGUUAUUUUUAUGUUUUCCCAAUAUUUUGUUCCAUCUUAAUUAUAUAAUAUUAAGAAGAUGUAUUGUUUUUGGUAUUCUUUGAAAGUCAA